AUGACCCAAUUACAGUCUCAAAGCCAAACCCCUUCUCCUCCGAAGCGGGUUUGGGCUUCUCUUAUUACAAACAUGAACUACCUCCCGGGUCUCUUAACCAUCCACCAUUCUCUCUACCACCCAACGCCCGAUACAAAAGCCAAUGCGGCGAAUAACGACACGCCUCCGAACGAACCCUCACGCUAUCAAUUUGUCGCUCUUUAUACGUCCGCAUUCCCAGAAGAAGGCUUGGAUAUACUCCGAAAACGUGGGAUUCCGGUGCAAUUGGUGUCCGCUGUGAUGCCAGCUAGCACACGGGAAUAUACACAGGACCCACGCUUCGCUGAUACCUGGACGAAGUUGGUUGUCUUUUCUCUGGGGCAGUAUGAGCGCGUGGUGCUUCUUGAUGCGGAUAUUGUUGUUCGUCGCAAUAUGGACGAGUUAAUGGAGAUAGAGUUGGACUCUAAGGAGAAGCUAGAGAAAGGAACUGCUACGAGGGUCUUCGCAGCUGCGCAUGCUUGUGCGUGCAAUCCAAUGCAGAAGCCACAUUAUCCCGAUGAUUGGAUUCCGGAAAACUGUGCCUACACAUCCCAGCAUAAAAAUCCUAAAAAUGCCCAAAAAGUCGCCCCUCCCCCAUCAUCUGGAGUUGGUCUAUUGAAUAGUGGCGUCCUCGUCAUCACGCCCUCUGAGAAGGCCUACAGCGAGAUCACAUCUGCGCUGCAAGAUACCGCGCGCAUAGAGGGGUAUAGCUUUCCAGACCAAGAUCUACUCUCGGACGUAUUCAAGGGCCGAUGGGUGGCGAUUCCUUAUGUCUACAAUGCUUUAAAGACAUUGCGCUGGGAGACAGUGCAUGCGGAUAUCUGGCGGGAUGAAGAGGUGAAAGCUGUGCACUAUAUCUUUGCGCAAAAGCCUUGGCAAGAGGAUAUUCAGCCCUCUGACACUUUGGAGAACAUUGAAGAGCCCAGUAGGUGGUGGUGGGAAGCUAAUCGAGGGAGGCAACGGUUGGAGAUUGAGAAAGGGAUUUCGGAUGGGUAUUCAGCGUGA
Molecule: messenger RNA, 1023 nt
Organism: Penicillium angulare
Lineage: Eukaryota; Fungi; Ascomycota; Eurotiomycetes; Eurotiales; Aspergillaceae
Exons: 3
Coding region: 1-1023 (340 amino acids)
Molecular function (GO): glycosyltransferase activity
Source: RefSeq, a predicted model, not a curated record